CUACAAUAAUUUUUCACAUCUAAAAAAAAAAAAAAUAAAGGUACAAAAAUUAAUUUUUGAAAUAUCGUAAUCAAAAACUACCAGUUGGAUCUUAAGUGUAUGGAAAAUGUAUAGAGUGACUAGUAGGAUACGCUAUAUGUAUCCCAACCUUGUUAUCAAAUCACAGACCAGAUCUAUCAUCAUUAAUGCUGAUUUGAGGCAAAAAUUAGCUACUUCACCAACGCAUCCAGUUAUAGUUAUAGGUGGUGGUCAUGCUGGAUGUGAAGCUGCUACUGGUUCUGCCAGAUCCGGAACUUCAACCACGUUAAUCACACCACAUAUAGAUAAAAUAGGAACUGCUUCAUGUAAUCCAUCUAUGGGUGGAGUGGGUAAAGGUACUUUACUUCGAGAAGUUGAUGCAUUGGAUGGUGUUGCAGCAAGAGUAACAGAUAAAGCUGGAAUUCAUUUUAAAAUCUUGAAUGCUUCAAAGGGAGCUGCUGUACAUGGUCCUAGAGCUCAAAUUGACAGAAAUAUAUACUUGGAAGAAAUGCAAAAGGAAAUCCUUAACUAUCCAAAUCUUCAAGUUAUGGAAGCAAAAGUUGACGAUAUUAUCAUUGAACCUACAGUAAACGAUAAUGAAGAUGCAACAGGAAGAAAAUAUGGAACUGUCAAGGGUUUAAUAUUAAGUGAUGGAAGAGUAUUGAACUGUUCUAAAGUUGUUGUUACUACAGGAACAUUUUUAGGUGGUGAAAUACACAUUGGUUUAACUGCAUAUCCAUCAGGUCGUAUAGGAGAAGAAGCAACUUUUGGAUUAUCAGAUACAUUCAGAGAUGCAGGUUUCCGUUUAGGACGUUUAAAAACAGGAACUCCAUGUCGUCUUUCGUCGAAAACCAUAGAUUAUAAGGGUCUCAUGGUACAACCAUCAGAUUAUCCACCACAACCAAUGUCAUUUAUGAAUGAUUCAGUAGAGUUACAAGAACAACUUGUACAUUGUCAUCAAACCUAUACCACUCCAGAAUUCCAUAAAAUUAUUGCUGAUAAUCUUGAUAAAUCAAUUCAUAUAAGAGAAACUGUUAAAGGGCCAAGAUAUUGUCCUUCUAUAGAAUCAAAGAUCAUUAAAUUUCCUCAAAAGACAAGUCAUAUGGUAUGGUUAGAACCAGAAGGUUUAGAUACUGAUUUAGUUUAUCCGAAUGGUAUAUCAUGCACCAUGCCUGAAGAUAUUCAAGAAAGGAUUGUUAAACUUAUGCCAGGUUGUGAAAAUGUAAAGAUGAUACAACCAGGUUAUGGUGUGGAGUAUGAUUACGUUGACCCAAGAGAAUUAAGUAAUACCCUUGAAACUAAAUUGGUUCAAGGUUUAUAUUUAGCAGGCCAAAUAAAUGGUACUACAGGUUAUGAAGAAGCUGCAGCACAAGGUUGUUUGGCUGGAAUAAAUGCAGGUUUAUCAUAUUUGGAAAAGCCAGCUUUACAAAUCACAAGAUCGGAUGGAUUCAUAGGUGUAUUGGUUGAUGAUUUAAUCACCAAGGGAGUGGAAGAACCAUAUAGAAUGUUCACAUCGCGUUCUGAAUUCCGUGUCUCUCUUCGUUCCGAUAAUGCUGAUAGAAGGUUAACAGAAAAGGGAUACGAAGCAGGUGUAGUUGGUGAAAAGAGGUAUAGAGCUUAUACUUGCGAGAUGACACAAUACAACAAUAUUAAGGACUUCUUAAGUGAGUUGAGUCUUUCUGGUGCUAAUUGGGCUCCAGCAUUAAAAGGAUUACAAUCCGAUGUGAGCAGAGAAACUUUUGUUAAUGGUUGGAAAUUACUUUCUUACAAGGGAAUGCUGAUUUCUGAUUUAUUGCCUCAUAUGAAUUCGUUUCUUAAAGGUGAAACUGUACCAGAAUAUUUCCAAAAUAUAAGUAACAGGUUAAUCAACAGAAUUGAUGUGGAAAGUGAUUAUGCUCCUUGGUUGUCCAAGGAAAAGGCUCAUGUUCAUGCUUAUAAUGCGGAUGAGAACUUGUUAUUACCACCUAAUUAUAUCUAUUCUUAUGAAGGUUCGUUAAAGAUCUCACAUGAAGUAUGUACUUUAUUAAAUACUAUCCAGCCAAAGACCAUUGGUCAAGCCAGAAGAAUUCAAGGUGUCACUCCAGCCGCAAUCUUUGAGUUAUUCAAAUUGGUUAAGGGUAAUCAAGCUCAAUUUGCCAAAGAGAGAAGUGAAUUGACUGCUUAGAAUUCCAUCAAAAUCGCAAAUAAAAACUAUUCAAACAUUGUACAUAGAAUAUUUAUUUAAAAUAAUAC
Molecule: messenger RNA, 2250 nt
Organism: Scheffersomyces coipomensis
Lineage: Eukaryota; Fungi; Ascomycota; Pichiomycetes; Serinales; Debaryomycetaceae
Gene: MTO1
Product: tRNA modification protein
Exons: 1
Coding region: 107-2182 (691 amino acids)
Biological process (GO): mitochondrial tRNA wobble uridine modification; tRNA methylation
Cellular component (GO): mitochondrion; cytosol
Molecular function (GO): flavin adenine dinucleotide binding
Source: RefSeq, a predicted model, not a curated record